AUGUACUUCUUCCUCUCCAACCUGUCCUUGACUGACAUCGGUUUCACCUCCACCACCGUCCCCAAGAUGAUUGUGGACAUCCAAACUCACAGCAGAGUCAUCUCCUAUGUGGGCUGCCUGACUCAGAUGUCUCUUUUUGCCGUUUUUGGAGGCAUGGAAGACAUGCUCCUGAGUACACAGUGCUGGGUGUUGGUUUACUUGUUUCCUUUUUUUCAACCCUCUUUUCUACUCAAAAGUUGUCCAAACCGUGCAGAUCCACGGAAUCUAACAGAUGUCUCAGAAUUCCUCCUCCUGGAACUCUCAGAGGAUCCAGAACUGCAACCUGUCCUCGCUGGGCUGUUCCUGUCCAUGUACCUGGUCACCGUGCUGGGGAACCUCCUCAUCAUCCUGGCCGUCAGCUCUGACUCCCACCUCCACACCCCCAUGUACUUCUUCCUCUCCAACCUGUCCUUGACUGACAUCGGUUUCACCUCCACCACCGUCCCCAAGGUGAUUGUUGACAUCCAAACUCACAGCAGAGUCAUCUCCUAUGUGGGCUGCCUGACUCAGAUGUCACUUUUUGCCGUUUUUGGAGGCAUGGAAGACAUGCUCCUGAGUGUGAUGGCUUAUGACCGGUUUGUGGCCAUUUGUUACCCUCUGUAUUAUCCAGUCAUCAUGAACCCAUGUUUCUGUGGCUUCCUAGUUUUGUUGUCUUUUUUUCUCAGUCUUUUAGACUCCCAGCUGCACAACUGGAUUGCCUUACAAAUUACCUGCUUCAAAGAUGCGGAAAUUCCCAAUUUCUUCUGUGACCCCUCUCAACUCCCCCACCUUGCCUGUUGUGACACCUUCACCAAUAACAUAGUCAUGUAUUUCCUUGCUGCCAUAUUUGGUUUUCUUCCCAUCUUGGGGAUCCUUUUCUCUUAUUAUAAAAUUGUUUCCUCCAUUCUGCGGGUUCCAUCAUCAGGUGGGAGGUAUAAAGCCUUCUCCACCUGUGGCUCUCACCUGUCAGUUGUUUGCUUAUUUUAUGGAACAGGCGUUGGAGGGUACCUCAGUUCAGACGUGUCCUCUUAUCCCAGAAAGGGUGCAGUGGCCUCAGUGAUGUACACGGUGGUCACCCCCAUGCUGAACCCCUUCAUCUACAGUCUGAGAAACAGGGACAUUCAAAGUGCCCUGCGGCAGCUGCAAGCCAGAAUACUCUAA
Molecule: messenger RNA, 1179 nt
Organism: Cercocebus atys (sooty mangabey)
Lineage: Eukaryota; Metazoa; Chordata; Mammalia; Primates; Cercopithecidae
Product: olfactory receptor 7E24-like
Exons: 2
Coding region: 1-1179 (392 amino acids)
Biological process (GO): G protein-coupled receptor signaling pathway
Cellular component (GO): membrane
Molecular function (GO): G protein-coupled receptor activity; olfactory receptor activity
Source: RefSeq, a predicted model, not a curated record